Messenger RNA from Rhodofomes roseus, 1439 nucleotides. Its product is annotated as Poly(A)+ RNA export protein. The record is from RefSeq and is a predicted model, not a curated record. Gene Ontology annotation, molecular function: RNA binding; ubiquitin binding. The transcript is spliced from 9 exons. Gene Ontology annotation, biological process: transcription-dependent tethering of RNA polymerase II gene DNA at nuclear periphery; RNA export from nucleus. Gene Ontology annotation, cellular component: nuclear pore. Bases 75 to 1136 code for a protein of 353 amino acids. Lineage: Eukaryota; Fungi; Basidiomycota; Agaricomycetes; Polyporales; Fomitopsidaceae.
AGACGCGCACUGCUUGGUCCUCGUCACUUUCUCCUCCGCUUCUCUCCCAUCUCUCGCCGCGGGGACAGCGCAAUAUGUCCUUUUUUAACACGGCCAGCUCAUCUACCGCUCCCAAUACGUCGACCAACGAGAAAGAUAUCGAAGUUGCCGACCCGCCGACAGACUCUAUUUCUUGUUUGUCGUUCUCCAGUCAGGCGGAUUACCUCGCAGUCGGAAGCUGGAACAAUGAGGUCCGGAUAUACGAGGUCGGCCCGACUGGGCAAACGCAAGGGAAGGCGAUGUACACGCAUCAAGGGCCUGUAUUGAGUGUGUGCUGGAACAAGGAUGGCACCAAAAUUCUCUCCGGAGGCGCAGACAACGCAGCGCGGCAGUUCGACGUUACGACGGGCCAGUCGUCGCAAGUCGCGGUGCACGACGCGCCCGUCAAGUGCGUACGCUGGAUCGAGUCGCCGCAGGGUGGCGUGCUCGUCACUGGCAGCUGGGACAAGACAAUAAAGUACUGGGACCUCCGGGCGCAGGCCCCUGUAUCGACAGUCCAACUGCCUGAAAGAUGUUACACCCUUGACGUUGCAUACCCUCUCAUGGUCGUCGGCACAGCAGAGCGCCACAUCCAAAUAUUCAACCUCACCAACCCGACGACCCCGUUCAAGACCAUGAUGUCGCCAUUGAAAUGGCAAACUAGGGUAGUGUCUUGCUUCCCCGCUGCGAAUGGGUUCGCUGUUGGGAGUGUCGAGGGCCGCGUUGCUAUUCAAUAUGUCGAAGACAAAGAUGCUUCGAAUAACUUCUCGUUCAAGUGUCAUCGCAAAGACGCAAACCCAGCGAACAAGGAUCAGUCCCUUGUCUAUGCUGUGAACGACAUCACAUUUCAUCCCGUCCAUGGGACGUUCUCCACAUGUGGAUCUGACGGUACGAUUAACUUCUGGGACAAGGACGCGCGCACGCGUCUCAAGACCUUUGACCCCGCGCCGGGUCCGGUCCCUGCGACCGGCUUCAACCGCACGGGCUCGAUAUUCGCCUACGCGGUUUCGUACGAUUGGUCGAAGGGUCACUCUGGAAUGACGCAGGGACACCCGAACAAGCUCAUGUUGCACGCAUGUAAAGACGAUGAGGUCAAGAGGAAGCCGACGAAGCGGUAGAACGCUGGAGCAUCGGAGACCGGUGACGGAAGGAGGAAGACAGUCGUUGAUUCGUACAUAGCGUCAUCGACCAUGUUUUCAUACAGUAUGUAGCACUUGAUGUCCGCGAUCGUAUUCUUGUUUUCCGAAUGUGUCCGAGUGAAGGCCAUGUUGUCCUACAGACAACACGGGUCGAAGUAAGAUUACAGUGUAGAUUAUUGUACAGGCGGGAGAGUACCACAGCACAGUCGGGACGUCAUUUAGCAGUCGUAGUGCAGUCCGAGUACAGCACUGUCAUUAGCGUGGUCUUCCUGACCAUUACAU